AUGCCUCGUGAAUUCGAAGACACCGUGCAUGAUCCCCUAAAUUAUUGCUGUCAAGAGCCCCAGGGUCGACGUCGCGGUACGAAGACUGGGAAUGGAAGACGAGAGUGGAAAGACGGUUUCGAAAAUUUUAAAAAUCAUCGGGAUUUUAAGCUGCAGAAUUUUCCGUCGCACGAUUGUCCUUUCCAAAAUUUCACAAAAGACAUGAGACUGGCAGCAGCUUCAGACCAACAACUAGAAGCCGAAUUGCAGCCUCGAAAAUUUCGAAAGCACAAAUCCCGAAGUCCCCUGACAUUUCCAAGGAAUCGAAAACAUCCCCUGGACCCGUACAGCCACGAUUUCGAACCACCGGAGCUCCCCCACUGUGCGGAGCGGUGUCCGGGGAAGUCCCUGGAGAAAUCUUCGAAGAAGAAGAAAGAGGAAAUGUCGUAUGACUGCGUGGAGACUAUACCCGAGGAGAACGAGAUCAUGAGACCUGACACGAGACGAAAUAGGAAAGAUAAGGGGAAACUGAGAGCCCAGAGGUGCCUGAAUGAGCUAGAGGACCUUAAGGAUGAGGUCUGCUGCUUCGAGCAGGAGAAACGGUUCACCGAUCAAAGGAAGAGAAACCCAUUGAAUUCGAAGAUGUGUCCGAGGACGCCCCAAGACGACUCUGACCUCGAUAAUGAGGAAGAAGAGGAGAACAAACGUCUAGAGAGGGAUUUGGCGAGGAUAUCAAUCUGCGAGCCUUGGACGCACUCUAAACGAAUCGUGAAAACCCCGGAGACGACUACGAGUGCAACGGAGACUUCGAUCGUCGAGGAGAUGGAGGGAAGGGGUCAGAGGAACGCUCGAGACUGCCCACUGAACGAUAAAAAACGACUUCAGCAGACACGCGACGAUUCGGUUUCGAGUGAAGCCUCGGCCUCCGAGGAUGACGAGGAUCGUGACGACACCCUCAGAGCUUCACCACACAUCGACGAAAACAGCCCCCAUUACAUCGAUUACCUCAGAAACCUGCGAUGGCGAUAUAUAAACCUCAUCCAAACUGAUUUGAAUCGCCUCUACAAGUUCGAACGAUUUCUGGAAUCUGUGACCGACGAAAAUUCGAAAUCGGGAGAUGCCCGUGGUGCUGAGAAGGGACGACCCGUGACUCGAGCUCCUGUGUUGCGUUGA
This is a messenger RNA of Diachasma alloeum, 1152 nucleotides long. RefSeq lists its product as uncharacterized. The transcript has 5 exons. Lineage: Eukaryota; Metazoa; Arthropoda; Insecta; Hymenoptera; Braconidae. The record is from RefSeq and is a predicted model, not a curated record. The coding region runs from base 1 to 1152 and encodes 383 amino acids.